CAUCGUGUCGCAGGAUAAAACGUCACACGUUUUCCUUUGAGGCGCACGCUGCUCUUUGUUUUGCUGUUAGCAGAAGUGUUUUUGUUUGUUUCACAUGGCGAAUGGCUGUCAAGAAGUGUUAUUUACGCGUGGGACAGGACAGAGUGAUGAUUCUGAUAUAUGGGAUGACACUGCAUUGAUCAAGGCUUAUGACAAGGCAGUUGCAUCAUUCAAGACUGCCCUAAAGGGUGAAGAGGAGCCACAACCCUCCAAGAAAAAUCAAAUGAAAAAACGCAAGAACAACAAAAAGAACCAAAGCAGAAAACGAACCAAUGCAUCGCCAGAUAAAGAGUGGCAGGUUGGGGACUCAUGCAGCGCCUACUGGUCAGAGGAUGGCCAGCUGUACGCAGCCACCAUCACCUCCAUAGAUGAGGAGAGGCGCACUUGUAUAAUUGUUUAUACCGGCUACGGCAACGAGGAGAAGCAGAACCUUAAAGACUUGCUCUCUGAGGUUUCUGGAGGUGGCGAGCAAACAAAUUCACAGGAGAAUGAGGCAGAAUCAUCAACAGAGGAGAGUGACAGAUCACUCACACCAAACCUACACAAACAGCAGCCACACAGUAAAGCUCACAAGUUCAAGGCUCACAGAAAACCUCCUCCUGCUUGGGCUCCUGGGUUCCCUGGGUUACCUAUGGGUCCUCCUCCCAUUCCGGCUUUCAGACAGGGGGGAAGCAGGCAGUCUGGUGGUUAUGGCCCUGUUCCGCCGUCCUGGCCUCCCAUGAUGCCCUUUGGGCCACCAAUGAUCCCGCCACCUCCACCCAUGAGCCCUGACAUGGAGGACGAUGAAGCUAUGGGCAGCAUGCUUAUCUCCUGGUACAUGAGUGGAUAUCACACUGGAUAUUACCUGGGGUUGAAGCAUGGGCGCAAAGAAGGUGCCAGUUGGACUAAAUUCCCUAAAAAAUAAAAUGAUCAGUGACUGAGGUCAAAAUUUGAACUACUCCCAGUUUGACUGGAAGUAGCAGCAGCAGCCCACGCUGCCAUCUGAUGUCCAUCCAUCUUAUUUCAGAUGGAAAUCUAUUCAAAUGCAUCUCCUUGUUGUAACUGAUGCAUUCCUCUGAAUUUUUCAAGGAGAGCUCUGUGUAAAUAAAGAUGAAUUAGACAUUGGUAACUGUAUUUGUUACAUUAUUAUUGAAUAAACAUAAAUAUUUACUGUA
Thalassophryne amazonica is the source of this 1193-nucleotide messenger RNA. It is a transcript of the gene smn1, whose product is annotated as survival of motor neuron 1, telomeric. Gene Ontology annotation, molecular function: RNA binding. Lineage: Eukaryota; Metazoa; Chordata; Actinopteri; Batrachoidiformes; Batrachoididae. The transcript is spliced from 8 exons. Gene Ontology annotation, biological process: mRNA processing. The record is from RefSeq and is a predicted model, not a curated record. Gene Ontology annotation, cellular component: cytoplasm; nucleus. The coding region runs from base 95 to 943 and encodes 282 amino acids.